AUGGCCGACGACUUGUCCAUCUCGUCUUCCCCUUCUUACGCCAACUCGUGGAUCUCCUGGUUCCUCGCGUCCAAGGGCAACGAGUACUUCUGCGAGGUCGAUGAGGAGUACAUCCAGGACCGCUUCAACCUGACGGGCUUGAAUGCGGAAGUAAGCGGGUACUCGGCGGCGCUGGACUUGAUCCUUGACACAGCGGCGGACGAGGACCUGAAUGACGAGCAGCGAGAAGAGCUUGAGUCGUCGGCACGGCAUCUGUACGGCCUGAUCCACGCGCGAUAUGUCAUCACGUCGCGAGGGUUGUCCAAGAUGAUCGAGAAGUACAAAAAGGGCGACUUUGGCCGUUGCCCCCGCGUUCUCUGCUACGGCCAAUCGCUCCUCCCGCUCGGCCUCUCCGACAUCCCCUACCAAAAAGCCGUCAAGCUCUACUGCCCACGCUGCGAAGACCUCUACUCGCCAAAGUCCUCUCGACACGGCUCGAUCGACGGAGCCUACUUCGGCUCGACUUUCGCGCACAUGUUGUUCAUGGUCUACCCGGGCAUGAUCCCGAGUAAGAGCGUACCGGGUGCGGGACAGGGAGCGGGCGGACAGGCGGGAUUGAGUGGAGGCGGACUCGGGGCGCAGGCGGCGGCCAAGGUCGAGAGGAUCAGGCCGAGGAUCUUUGGGUUCCAGGUGCACGAGCAUGCGAAGCUGUUGCGGUGGCAGGAGAAGAUCCGCGACCAACAAAUCGCACGACUGGAAGAAUACGAGCGCCGCGGUCAACUAGAGUAG
Molecule: messenger RNA, 768 nt
Organism: Rhodotorula toruloides NP11
Lineage: Eukaryota; Fungi; Basidiomycota; Microbotryomycetes; Sporidiobolales; Sporidiobolaceae
Product: casein kinase II subunit beta
Exons: 6
Coding region: 1-768 (255 amino acids)
Cellular component (GO): cytoplasm; protein kinase CK2 complex
Molecular function (GO): protein kinase regulator activity
Source: RefSeq, a predicted model, not a curated record